AUGUUUGGCGCUGGUCAUUUUGACUAUGAUGAGGUGGACCAGGUUACCGGGCUGGAACGAUUGGAAAAGCAGCAUUUCUCGUCCCUGGAGGAGUCUUUAGAAAACACAUCAUUAGUCAAAAUUCCGCCUCUGGAACAAUCGCUAGGAGAGAACUGGGUGACUGUAGAAGGAGACUACGUAAUGGCAAACGUCUCUACGCUUAGCCACCUUGGAUCUGACCUACCAUUCCUUCCAUCGGCUCGCUUGGACGAGCCGACCAUGUACCUAACUCUGAUAGACUGGAAUACGAUAAAAUCGCGACUUCAUGUUGCUCAUCUGUUUAUAUUUAUGGAGAGCAGUCGACAUUUGGCUCAUCCGUGCAUGCAGAUAAUCCCGGUUAAAGCUAUUAGAAUCGAGCCACUCUCAGACGGCGGUCAUUUUGCCAUAGAUGGAGAGCCCUUUAGAUCAGGAUCGUCAUUCCAGGUGGUACCGAGCAAAUACUGCGCUACCGUCGUUGGCAGGAAAGAAGUGGUCCGAGAAGAACAGAAUUACAAUAAAUAUUAA
Molecule: messenger RNA, 543 nt
Organism: Cylicostephanus goldi
Lineage: Eukaryota; Metazoa; Nematoda; Chromadorea; Rhabditida; Strongylidae
Source: the annotation of a GenBank genome assembly